Messenger RNA from Drosophila miranda, 483 nucleotides. RefSeq names its product mitochondrial import receptor subunit TOM40 homolog 1-like. Gene Ontology annotation, cellular component: mitochondrial outer membrane; mitochondrial outer membrane translocase complex. The record is from RefSeq and is a predicted model, not a curated record. Bases 1 to 483 code for a protein of 160 amino acids. The transcript has a single exon. NCBI's taxonomy places the organism in Eukaryota, Metazoa, Arthropoda, Insecta, Diptera, Drosophilidae. Gene Ontology annotation, biological process: protein import into mitochondrial matrix. Gene Ontology annotation, molecular function: transmembrane protein transporter activity.
AUGGCCUCGCCCGGACUCGCCACUCGCUGCGGCAUGAUCGUGGCCAGCCUCCUCCAGUCCGUGGCCCCCCGCUGGACCGUCGGCUCGGAGUUGGCCUACCAGUGCGGCUACAAUGUGCCGGGCGGCCAGAACGCCAUCGUCUCGCUGGUGGGACGCUACGACAACGGCCAGUCGAUGUCUUGCGCCAAAAUCGGGCCGCCGGGCAUCCAUCUGGGGCACUAUCGGAAGUGCAGCGAACAGCUGCAGAUCGGACUCGAGGUGGAGACCUGUCUGCGCACGAUGGCCUCGGUGGCAACGAUCUCCUAUCAGUCGAAGAUACAAAAGGGGGACGUUCAGUUCCGCGCCAGCCUCGACACCAGCUGGCGCGUCUGCGGGGAGCUCGAGAAGCGGCUGCAGCACUCCCCCUUCACGUUUCUGCUCUCUGGUUGCAUGCAGCACAAAACGGGCCAGUUUAAAAUCGGAGCCGGGGUGGUCAUUGGCUGA